AACUCAAUUUGCAUUUCCGGUAAAAGCAAGAUCUGAUUCAAGCAGACGAAUAAAAACAGAGACAUUCAGAAUUUCAGUUAUUUCAGAAUGAAGCUAGGGUUUUUAGUUCACUUUUCUUGGAUUAUUUGAUUUUCAUCGUUCAAAUAAUUUUCAAUGGCAGCCACUGAAGAGCCUGAAAUCAUUGAAUCACUACUUAAGGAUGCAGAGAAUAAACCAGUGCCCAUCAGGCUAAUGUUAUACCCAGAUGCAUUACUGAUACAAAAACAAGAAUGGAUAAGUGUUCAAUUGGAUGAAGAAGAUGAAGUGUUUCUUAAUAUGGUCAGAGAGGUGGAAAUAAAAAGAGAGCCAGGGGCUGGCUUUGGUCUUUGUGUGAAAGGUGGAGCUGAGCACCGCCUGCCAGUACUUAUCUCUAGGAUAAUAAAAAAUGAAGCUGCUGAAAGAUGUGGUCAGUUGCUUGUAGGGGAUGCAAUACUGCGGGUGAAUGGUGUAAAUGUGGAAAGCUGUACACAUGAUGAAGUUGUUUCCAUGCUGAAAGAAGUCAAAGAAGAUUCUGUCUCCCUAUCUGUGAGACAUUUUCGACCUGCUUCUUAUUUUCUAAAUAAAGGCAAUGAGACAAGAGAUGGACCACAUUUUGCAAAGCAGGAAAGUUCACAACUGGCAAGUCUACCAAGGCUUGAAAAAGAAUGGAUGACAGCUCUUACCAUACCUCUUCUAUAUGCCAGAGUGUCCAGGUACAUUUAUGGAACUGAUAAACUCCGAGAAGACUCGUUUGAUAUUGUUGGUGUAGAUGGCUCCAAGUCAGGACCUAUGUAUUUCACAGAGAAGACCACCAUGCUUACAUGGUAUCAUAAGAUCUCAGCCAAAACACAGAGUCUUCUUUCACAAAUGAUUCAAAUGACCAAUCAGCUGAUGGUGAAAGAAGACCAUAUAUUGUUGAUGUGCUGGACAUAUGAAAGGACUUCUAAUGACCAGAACUGGAGAUCAUGGAAAGAAAAAUUUUUGGCACUAAAAGCUGCUGAUAUUUAUUUGUUUGAUGUUCCACCGAUGCACUCUAGUGAUUGGUCAAAAUGUGAAAUGAAAUUCAAAGUGUAUGAAUGUAUGCUGAAACUGCUGAAGGAUAAUGAACUGCCUGAUGGGCGCCAGCAUUGUUGUUCAAUUCUGACAGGAGCAAGAGAUGCUAUAUGUCUAAAUAUAGAUAGCCGGACAGAGUUGCUGAUUCUUGAGAAAGCUUGGUACCGCUCUAGUAAUUUAGCAGUCAAAAGAUUACAGAGUAAGACAUUUGGUUGCACCUGGCAAGAUCAUCUAUCUGGUUUAAUUUUAGACAUGGACCAAGGUUUCUCUCUCUAUGAUCAUCAAACAAAGAGCAUCUUGUGGAGUUACAGGUUUGCUCAGUUAAAAAGUUCCUCAGAUGAUGGAGUUUCAAAACUGACUCUCAACUUUCUUAGUGACAACACAAAACAGUUGGAAACACAUGUUAUCAGCUGCAGUGACCUUCAGACUUUGAUCUACUGUAUUCAUUCAUUUCUCUCAGCCAAACUAUCUACAGUUGAUCCAACAUUUUUAGGAAACCAUUAAACAAUAUACGCAUAAUUCAUUGUUGAUCAUGUGCUCUAUGGAAACAUUGUGGAAUGCUAGUGAAAUAAUGUGACUAUGAAAAAAAUAAUGUGUUAAGACAGUAAUGAAGUAGAUAAGCAAGUGACAUUUAUCUGUUGGCUGUUCUGUUGAUCACUUUAAUUUAGAUUAUCAAGAUAAGAUCUUUACAUCUUAUAUGGUGUUUAAUUACAACUGUUUUUUUUUUCUAUAUCACAUCUAGUUAUUUGUGCUAGGGAAAUUAAGCCAUAGUUAUUCAGUUUGACUAAAUUAAACUGUAAUACAUUAUUAAAUUUAAAUGGUCAAAAUAUAUGUUCAUAUUAUGGCAUUAGUUUUGUGCUGCUAUAUUACAUGUACAAAUGAAAUUUAACCUUUGAAAAAUGGCAUAGUUUAGGGUCUAGUCAUAUCAAGUUUCAAUUAUUUCUUUUUGUAUAUGUUAUAGGACUUGAGGCAUUAUGCUACUAUACUUGAAUAUGUUGUUGAUUUGUGUCCAUGUUUGCUAGUUAUUCUGAUCUAAAAGCUUAUAGAAUAGAAGUGUUUAUUUUUAUUUUGUACUUCUGAAGCUGAAAUCAUGUUUGCUGUGAUCCUAGAAACAUAAUUAUACUGUGAUUAGAUUCUAACAAACUGUGACACUAAUUGGUUGUAACUAAAACUGAUUUAUAAGUAGUGUUUUUUUUUUUUGUUUUUUUUUGUCGUCCUAUAAUUAUGUAAAAAAAAAAAAUCACAACACUAAGAAAUGAGUGGAGAAAGUGAUAUAAUGUCUGUUGUUAUAUAGGGUAUUAUGUCAUUGUGUUUAGAUCCUUUACAAUUGUGUUUGCUUUUGUUUUUUUAAUCAUAAAAUUUCAAGAUUUAUCUGAGCUAGUUAGACUCAAAGAUAUCUUAAUAUUUCCAAGUGAAAUUUAAUUCCUGGGUUCACUUCACCAUGUUCCCAUGCAGUUCAGAAAGGUUGAUAUGAGCUGGGGUAACUUAUGUCAUACUUUAUUUUGGUGCUUUUAAAAUUCAAGGUAUAUUUUUAAUUACAAGCUUUUAAAAACCAACCAAAUUUCCAAUGCUGAUGUCCAGCAGGAUCACUUCAAAACAAUAAAAUGUUGGAAUUAAUUAAGUUGUGUUUGAAAUGUGACUAGGUUGAAAUGAACAUUUUAAUUAUAAGGUAACAUCACUUUGAUUAUUAGAAGCUAACAUGUAUGAUGUUGGUUCCCAUUAUGGUUGUUUAGUCACACCCAGAACUUGCAGAUCUAGAAUAUUGCAAGUUUUUGUAGCCAUUACAAACAAUAUUAAAUAGUUUCAAUACUAAUGUGCAAUAAUAUUAACCAGUUUUUUUUUUUUUUUUUUUUUUUUUUUUUUUUUUUUUUUUACAUACUGGCUUGUAACAAUUUUUAUGAAUCAAAAAAACUUGCCAUCUACUACAAUUUAUAUAACUACUAUUUACCAGUGCAAUCAAAUUAAUUGGGCAUGUAGAGGAAAGAAGUCAAUUUUCUUUCAGGUACAAACCUUUUUUUCAUUGGAAGAACUUUUAGAAUAAUCUUGCAGUGCAUAAAUUGAAUGUUCCUGUGUAACUGAGUGUGAAAGCCUGAUGCCUGUUUCAUUGACUUUGUGGAAGUGCUUCAACUGUGAUAUGUUGUAUAGAACUUGGGACUUGCAGAUGUUUGUUAUCCCCAACCUGCACAUCUUGUCUUAAGAAUGAGGCUAUUCAAUUCACUGUUUUAUUUCUUGCUUUGCUUCAGAUGUUAUUUAUUCAUCCAAAAUGUGUUGUUCAUUUCUUUUUGCUAUGCAUUUAAUUGUCUCUUUUUUGCAAUGGCAUUUAUUUUGUACAGAGGUUUUCAUUAAUACAAAGCUAUUUCCUCUUUUUAUUCUUGCCCAAGAGAGGAGUUACUUACCUCAUUCUUGUGUACUGUAUUUGUUCACUGCAAGCAUACUCUCUUAUGUUGUAAAUCACAAAGUUUCUCAGCAUGGUUUGUGGUCUCAUCUAUUUUUCUUUGCAGUUUGACCCUUUUUUUUCUUGAUCAUUUCCCGAGGACAUAUCUACUUUGUGAGAUUUAUUUAUUUUUUUCUCUAAAAGCAUUUCAUUAGAUGAGGUAAGCAAUCUGAACAAAACAUAAAAUGAGAAUCAACUAUUUGUAUUGAUCUUAAUGGUGGUAUCUCUUUGUUGAAUCUUAGAAUUUGAAUGUCUGAGCCAUGGCAUAGUCAUAAUGGUUUCUAUCAUAAAGUCACGACUGUCACACUUUUCCCCAAGACAAUUAUGCAUUUUUUUCAAACUGCACCAUAAUUGAAACAUGUGGUUGACCUUUGAAUCAUGUUCUCAAGCUAGUUGUUUAUGAUGUACCUAGCUUACAAAUAAUUAGUUAUAUAAUAUAUAUAUAUAUAUAUAUAUUUGAAUGUAGUUUCUAACAUAUGCAACUGAUUCAACACUCAGUGAACAUGAUUACAAUGCUGUCUUAGCUAUUUGCAAAUACCACUGAGCUAGUAAAUAGUAAUUCAUUCAGUAAUCUUCAUAGUUCUAUCUGUAGCUCUGAUUUAUUUUAUACUACAAACACUGCACUGCCUCUGUGUUAUAUUUUUGGUGCUUGCUUUUUUUGUUUUUUAGUGAAAAGAAAAAAAUGUAAGUUAUUUUUGCCUUAUUCACAGUGAAAAGCAGUCUAGAAGAAGUAUUUUUAUUCAAAAAUUGGUUGCACAUUGAUUUGAAAAGCUGGAUAAGCUAAUCAGGAUAUAAAUUUUCAUAUUUGUAUUCAUAAACUUCUUGAUAGGUAGGAGAGAAGAUACCUUUUAAAAUUGAUAGGUAUUGCUAUAAUAAAUGUACUUUAAACCUUGUCAUAUAUGUCUUAUGUAUUUUUUUAGUUUUUUUAUUGGUUUGUUUCUUUUAGCCCACUUGAAUGUUAUGACAUGAUCUAUUGUAUGUCUUCCAUUGCUUGGCAGAUGCUUUAUAGUGCUGCUUCUGUGCCCCCCCCCCCCCCCCCUCAAUGUGUCCCAGCAUGUUAUUCAACAAGCUCCUACUGAAGGAUCAAAUUACAGUCCUAUUCUCAUGUUGCUCUGUUUCACCUGCUUGCUGUGUCCUACAGUCUUCCAAAUUUAGGCACUUUUAGUUUGCAGCUGCUUGUCUUAGAUCUUGUAGUUUGUUUUAAGUCACACAACUCAUCUCUUUACCCUUUCAUGUCCAAAUUAUUUGAUCUGGUGACCGACACAUACACAAGUUUAAAUCAUGUUCCAUUUUUUUUUUUUUUUGCUUAAACAAUUUUAAUUUUCAAAUGCUUUUUUUUUUAUACUUCAACUAAUUUGAUAUAUACAAAAAGAGCUUCUUAAAAUAAAUAAAUGUAGUCAUUCUUUUUUUUUUUUAUGGAACCAACUAACAUUCAUAUUCUAGUUUAUUUGAGUUCCAGUUGUAAUUUUUUUAUAAUAUGAGAAUAACUUUCAAUAUGUCUGUAUGGUCAUUUUCUUUUGACUUGUCCUAAUUAUGUUAAACUUUACCCACCUAUUUUUUCUAGCUUUUGAAAUUGUAUUUAUUGAUGCAUAUGGGAUCUGCACAAUGUAUAUAUCGUGUAGUUAUCAACAUAUUUGUGUAAACAUCUGUUUAAAUACAUUUUUGGUGUACAUGCCCCUCACCAAUGUUUUUUUUCCUUCAGUAUAUCUUACAUUGUUCAGGAUUGAACUCUACAUUUAAUGGUUGAUUGGCAAGAACAAAUCAUUUCAUUUUUUUGUUUGAAAGUGGUGGCUUCUCUUCUAUCAUCAAAGUGACAUAUUUUGAAACAAAAAUUUUAGAUUAAAAAACAAUGUAAGAAUACAUAUUGAUUGUGUAAUUCUAAAAGAAAAGAAAUGCAUACAAGUCUAAUUGUUCAAGUGGAUGUGGCUUCCCUAUUGUCUAUGUCCCAUCUUAUAUGUAUAGCUCGUCCUUCGUGAUCGAAGAUGAGCACAUUUCUCAUAUCCUAUGAACUCGAAGAUGACUGUAGUAAAGUCCAAUCCUUGCUUAAAAAAAGCAGGCUGCAUACCUGGCAUUGGUAGGUUUGGUCAAUUGCAGAUAAGCCUGCUUCUUUUUUCAGCUCUUUCACACUGGCCACUCUCCUUGCUUUGUGUCUAGUGACUAUGAGACUCACAGGGAUUGAGAGCUAAUGCAUCCUAGCUGUGAAUGUCAAUAUCACACUCCAUGAAGGAGAUCUUGAGGUUGUCUUUAUAGCCCUUGUAUUGACCUCCUUGAGAGCGUUUUCCUGCACACGGCUCCCUGUACAGAAGUCGUUUGGGAAGGUGAUUGUCUGGCAUGCUGAUUACAUGUCAUGCCCAUCAAAAUUGGGACCUUUUUACUGUGGCAUUGUUACUGUUUAUGUUAGACAACUGUAGGAUUUCAGUAUCUGGUAAGUGGUCAGACCAGUGCACCUUAUGAAUUUUCCUUAGACAGCAUAGGUGGAAGGAGUUCAGCUUUUUGAUGUGGCUGGAAUAUAAGGUCCAGGAGUCUGAUGCAUAUAAGAAUGAAGGGAGCACUACAGCACUGUAGACAUAUCAGUUUUAUGGAUAUACUGAGUCCUCUCUGUUGCCACACUUGUCCUUGAAGUCUCCCAAAAGCAGAAGUGGCACAUGCAACACGGACGUGCCAGGUUGGCAUUUACUGAUAUGGUGCUUCCAAGAUACACAAACUUUUUAACUUUCUGGCCAUCUAUGAGAAUAUCUGGUUCUGUAACAGAUUUAUUUGGAGGAGGUUGGUGUAGCACUUCUGUCUUUUUUUACAUUUAUGGUGAGGCCAAAAGUUUUUGCAGACGUUGGCGAAGAGGGACAUGCUCUUUUGAUGGUCUUCUUUGAGGCAUUUAGGGCACAGUCACUUGUGAAAAGUAGGUCUCUGAUGCAGUCAUAUUUUACUUUGGUCCUUUCCUUAAGUCUUUGAGCAUUGAAUAAACUUGCAUCAUACCCUCUUACUAAAUUAUUAUUAAAUGUAUUAUUGAACACAUUAAGAAUAAUUGUCACUAUUUUUGUACUUCAUUUCUCAACUCUGCCUAUUCAGUUUAGAGAACUAGAACAUUGUUUUGUAGCUUUUGAACUUCAUCUUUAACUAUUGUUGUUACCCUAGUAGUUAUUUUUAGACUUCUUAUUGAAUAUUGAAAGCUAACAAAAGAAAAUUGUUAAAGUUUAUAGGUUAGUUUUUUUGUUUUGUUUUAACUGUCAUCUAUUAGUUUAUUCACAAGCAUUAUAUCUAAGAAUAUUAUGAAAAAAAUAGGGGAUUUGCAUUAUAGAGAUGAUCACAUUAAUCUGCUUGUUAUUUAAAUUUUGAUUUUUAAUAUCCAGCUUACAUUCUUUAGCAGUAAAAAAGAAAAAUCUGUCUGUGCAUUUUCCAUCUCAGACAAUCUUAUACCUUUGCAACUUCUCAUGUGACUAAAGAUGUCAUUCUUGGGAUAGAACUGCAGCUGUAAUCCAGGAGCUUUCCUUUAUGCUUGUUCUCCAUGUGGAUCUAUUAAUUGCCUCUUGCUCCAAACUGUUGUGUUCAUUUAGAAGAGCUCCUUGUCGCCCUUGCAUACACCAGUAUACCUUAAAAGUGGGCGACCUGCAACUCUUCUGCCUUCUAUUAGAUCACCAUAAAUAAUUUCUUGUGGGAGUCUACCUUGUGGCAUUCUGUGAACAUGUCCAAGUCAGCCAAGGCAUCUACUAGUGAUAACAGCAUGCAUGUCCUGGCACCCUGCUCUUCAAUGUAAUUUCUCUUUGUUAUUUUAUCUUACCACCUUAUUUCAAGAAUCUGCCUUAAGCAUCAGAGGUAGGAGAUAUUCUGCUUUUUUCCUAUGUUUCACUACCAUAUAGCAGAGCUCCGAUAGACUAAGACUUUGGUAUUGGUAGUCAGCAAGGUAUUGUCGCACACUCUUUUCUGUUGGGUAGUGACAUGGUGCCCAUUGCCUUUUCUAUCCUGUUGUUGAUGUCUAAUCUAGUAGCACAACACUGAUGAAGCCAAGUUUACAAAAUAGUCAACAAUUUCCAGCGGUUGGCCAUUAAUAGUUAUGUGAGGUGCAGUGCUUGUGUUCUGAACUAGUAUUUUGGUCUUGCUUUGACUAAUAUUUAUUCCAAACUUCUGGCAUUCAGCAGGCAAUCUGUCAACCAGAGUCUGAAGCUUCAUUGAUGUCGUGAUAAGGAUAUUGCAGUAGGCAGGAAAAGAGUGUACCAAACAGAGUAGGUGUAAGCACACAUCCCUGUGUGACAUCACUACUGACCUCGAAAGCUGAUAGGGCUCCAUGAAAUUUCACUGUACCUUUUUGUUUUCUCAUGAAAACAUUGAAUGAACUUAAGAGUUUGGGAUGGUGUCCUAUUUUUCUUAAGAAUUCUAACUUGCCACUUCUGCUUACCAUGUCAAAAGCUUUCGUCAAAUCUCUGUUUGAAUUUCUCCUGCAGCAGUCUUAGGAUAUCAUAUCUAUAUUGGAUUUACCACUUCUGAAUCAACAUUGUGACUCAGAAUAAACUCUAGAAAUUAUCACUUGCAGCCUGGACAGUGCCACUCUAAGAGAAUAUUUUGCCAACAAUGUUGAGGAGAGAGAUACCCCUAUAAUUGUUGCAAUCACUGUGUUCUCGAAAAAUAAGAGAAAGUGAAUUAGAGACAUGAGUAGACAAAGAAACAUUUAAAAAAAUGGAGAGAUGUUGAAAUAGACCAAACUGUCAAGGAGGCUCUAGUGAAAGAUCACUGUUGCUGACUAACAAUGACUUGCACUACAAAGUGGCAGUGCUUAGAAUAGGAAGAUUAAAAGUAAAAAAAAAAUUAUUAUAGGCAUUUAAAAUGCAUAGCUUAUCAAUACUUCAUAUUGUGUCCACUGGAUACAUCAUAGACUCCAUUAGAAACUCCCCAUAUUUUUAGAAACAAAAAUGUGCAUAUGAAUUGAUCUAUUUGAAAAUGUUACAAUGGUUAUGCAUUAAAAUAAGAGAAUGAAAUAAACACCUUGAAUACCAUACAGUAGUUUGCAUUAUAAUAUAAAAAAAAGCCCUUUUUGUUUAAGGGAUGUCCUAAGCCAGCCAGUAUUUCAUACAAAAACCCUUUAAGAAGUUUAUAAUCACAAUUUUUUUUAACAGACUUAUGUUUUAUGAAGCACUUAAUGCUUGUUGAGAUUAUAGAAGUGUUAAUCUAGCUCUCUUACUCUUAUUAUGGUGCUUUCACUGUUUAUCAAUGUUUUGUAAAAACCUUUACAUUUCUUUUACUUUUAUAGAUGGAAGUAGCAAUCAUUUAAUAAAAAAAAUAAUUCAUUUCUAUUUUUUAAAGCAUGGCUUUCCUUGUUUAAAUUACUAGUAAUAUUUUUAAAAAUAUAUUGUAAACAUUUUAACUUUUGGAGAAAAUGUCAGCUAUCAACUUAGGCUUUUUUUUUUAAAAAAAAAAGACACUUAAGUAAUAUUGUCUGUUUUUGUUUGAAUUCUUUGGUGUGCACUGUCCCAAUGUUGUUUCCAAUGCUUGUGAUACUGUUAUCAUAUUUACAUGUUGCUUAGGUCUUGCUCUAUGUACAUUCAAAUUUGUCUGUUCUUAUCUCAUGCUUUAGCAAAAUGUGUAUAGAUAAUCUGAUACUUUACUAUUGUAAUACUAAAGUUACUUAAUUCUCAACUUAUGUAAUACUAAUUGUUUUUUAGGAAGGAAGAGGAUACUCAUAUACUUUGCAUUUGUUCAUGUGUUUGAGAUUUCCCCCCCCCCCCCCAUCCUAAUGUGCCAAGUAUAGCUUACUGAAGGAUAUUGAUAAUCAAUGAUUAACUAUUAGUCUGGCACUCCAUGUAUGUGCACUUUUCUUGCAGAAAUCAUUUUAUAUGCUUUUUCUAAAAUGAUCAAAGCAGUUGUUCUUUCAAAAAUGUAUGGUUAUGUAAAGUACUUGUGUUAUUGCUCAGAUCAAUGGUCAUUUAGUAUAUAUAUAUUUAGUAACUAUAUAUAUAUUAUGCUACAACACCACCAGAAUAAAUGAAAUAUUCCAAUAUUUGUACACUUUUUACCCUCAAAAGUGUAUAGAUGUAAUCACUGUCAUGGUUUAUCAUAUUUAUAGAAAUUUUUUAUGUCAAGGAAGUUUAUGAUGGACUCGUGUGUCUGACACCUCAUUAUACAUCUUAUUGAUACAGUAUUGUUUACACUUCACAUUGUUUUACAGUGAAAUUGCCUGUUUGUAGAUCUAGUCCUUACUUAACUUACCUUUUUUUUUUAUCAUGUUUCAUUAGUUAUUCUUAUAUUUGCAUUUGGCUUCUUUUGCCUCAGAAACUAUGGAUGCAUCAAUGAUUUACUUGGUGUAGGUUAGUGUUUAAUGUCAUCAGAUGCAAUCUAAUGUUCAUGUUUUUUAGCUAUUCAAUUGAAAUCCAUUAACAGUAAAACACUAACAUAUUUUUUGUUAGGCGUAACUCUUGCUCCAAUAAGGUUUGCUUUAAUGUAUGUUAGCUGUGGGUUAAAGUUCAAAGUAGAAUGAGUAGGAUCAUGCUGUACAUUGUAGCCUGGUAUUAUUCUUAGUGUUCAGCAAUUUGUGCUAUCAAAUAUAGGUUAGUGGAAAUGGAGGCUUUUAGAAAUGAUGUUUUGAAAGUAUUGUGUUAUGUUACUUAGAAAAAUAUUGACAAACUGGCAUAAAAAUUAAUUCUAAUAUUUGAUAUUGAAGUGUAUCAUGUGUAAAUAAAGAUUUUUUUUUUCAACUGUUUAAAAUCUUGUUUUUUUCAUUAUGCUUAUGGUUGUAUACUGAUUAAGCUUAUGUGAAAAAACAGAAAUAAAAACAAAUAUUAGC
This is a messenger RNA of Biomphalaria glabrata, 10274 nucleotides long. RefSeq names its product gamma-1-syntrophin-like. The transcript has 14 exons. NCBI's taxonomy places the organism in Eukaryota, Metazoa, Mollusca, Gastropoda, Planorbidae. Bases 154 to 1575 code for a protein of 473 amino acids. Gene Ontology annotation, cellular component: intracellular anatomical structure; dystrophin-associated glycoprotein complex. The record is from RefSeq and is a predicted model, not a curated record. Gene Ontology annotation, molecular function: protein binding; structural molecule activity.